This is a messenger RNA of Colossoma macropomum (tambaqui), 2541 nucleotides long. RefSeq names its product protocadherin beta-16-like. Gene Ontology annotation, molecular function: calcium ion binding. The record is from RefSeq and is a predicted model, not a curated record. The coding region runs from base 79 to 2541 and encodes 820 amino acids. NCBI's taxonomy places the organism in Eukaryota, Metazoa, Chordata, Actinopteri, Characiformes, Serrasalmidae. The transcript has a single exon. Gene Ontology annotation, cellular component: plasma membrane. Gene Ontology annotation, biological process: homophilic cell-cell adhesion.
GCCACAGAAUCCACAUUAUCGGACAUAUCUUCUCAGUAUCUCACAUUUGGACAUUGGUUGGUUAAAUAAGCGGCGACAAUGAGGAUUAACUGCGCUCGUAUUGAAUAUGGAGCCUUUUCAUGUGUAUCAGCGAUGUUCUUCGCCCUCCUCCUCUGUCUGCGCACCGCCUGCGGGGAUUUGAGCUACACAGUCGAAGAGGAAAAGAAGGAUCGGUAUGUGAUUGGAAACAUAGCUAAAGAUCUCGGGCUUACUCCUCAAAUGCUGUCAACACGAAAGGCUCGGAUUGAUACAGAGGAAAGCAGCAAACGCUAUGUUGAUGUUGAUUUACGUGGUGGAGAUUUGGUUGUAGCAAAGACAAUAGACAGAGAGAAGCUUUGUGGCUCGAGGCUGAACUGCAUCCUGAAUUAUGAGCUCGUCUUAGAAAAUCCCCUCGAAAUGCAUCGCAUAUCUCUGAAAAUUGAGGAUGUUAAUGACAACGCGCCAAAGUUUCUUAAUGACCGUAUUACCUUCGAAAUUCGCGAGUCCGCUAUUAAAGGGCAACGUUUCCGUUUGGAUGAAGCUCAUGACUCUGAUAUCGGGCAAAAUGGAGUUAAUGACUACUCGCUCGAGAAGAACGACCAUUUCAUUUUAUCUGUACAGGGAAGCACAGAGAAAGGGAAAUAUGCUGAACUUGUAUUGGAUGAAGAGCUCGAUCGUGAACAACAGAAGGAGAUUGACUUGAUUCUGACUGCAGUUGAUGGUGGGAAUCCUCAGAGAUCAGGAACUGCCACUAUACACAUCACUGUGCUGGAUGCUAAUGAUAAUGUUCCAGUGUUUAGUCAGUCUGUAUAUAAAGUCUCUUUGGCUGAGAACGCACCGCUGGGAGCUGAAGUAGUGACAGUGAGUGCAACAGAUGCUGAUGAAGGAGCGAAUGGAGCAGUUUCAUAUGAAUGUAGUCGCAUUGCUGAUAAUGCAGCACAAUUAUUUACAAUUGAUAAGGUCACUGGACGGAUCAAGGUAAGCGGAGAUAUUGAUUAUGAAGAGGAAAAAUAUUAUGAGAUUAAAGUGCAGGCCAAAGAUGGUUCUGGCUUGGCAUCCACUGCAAGUGUGAUUAUAGAUGUCACUGAUGUAAAUGAUAACGCUCCUAAAAUCAUCCUCAAAUCUCUAACCAAUCCUAUACCUGAGAAUGCUGUUGUAGGCACUGAAGUGGCCAUUAUUAAUGUUCAGGAUAAAGACUCAGGAGAUAAUCGACAGAUACGUUGCUCCAUUCAGCAACAUACCCCUUUCCAACUGAAGCCAUCCAUUAAGAACUAUUUCUCUGUUGUAACUACAAGCUCCCUUGAUAGAGAAAAAGAAACUGAUUACAAUAUAACCAUCACUGCUACUGAUGGAGGCUCCCCACCAUUAUCCUCCUUUAAGACUAUUCAUAUAUUUAUUUCCGACGUCAAUGACAAUUCCCCUGUAUUUGAAGAGCAACAAUACAGUGCAUAUCUAACUGAGAAUAACAAACCAGGCACCUCUAUCUGCUGUGUUACUGCGAGAGACCCAGACUGGAGGCAGAACGGCACAGUGCUGUAUUCUCUGGUGUCCAGUGAGGUCAACGGUGUUCCAGUGUCCUCAUUCUUAUCCAUCAAUGCAGACACGGGGGUGAUCCAUGCUGUGAGGUCAUUUGACUAUGAGCAGUUCAGAAACUUCAAAGUCCAGGUUGUGGCCAGAGACAAUGGCUCUCCUCCCCUCAGCAGCAACGCGACUGUGAGUGUGUUCAUAACAGAUGAGAAUGAUAACUCUCCACAGAUAUUAUACCCUGCUCCAGAGGGGAAGUCUUUAAUGACUGAGAUGGUCCCUAAAGCUGCUCUGUCCGGCUCUCUGGUCUCCAAGGUGAUCGCUGUGGAUGCUGACUCUGGACAGAACGCGUGGCUGUCCUACCACAUUGUAAAGUCCACUGAUCCGGGACUUUUCAGCAUCGGUCUCCAUAGUGGAGAGAUCAGGGCGCAGCGGGACAUCAGUGAAUCUGACAGCAUGAAGCAGAACCUUGUUAUCUCAGUGAAAGAUAACGGACAGCCCCCUCUCUCUACAAGCUGCUCUGUCUAUCUGCUUAUUUCUGAUAACCUGGCUGAAGUUCCAGAACUUAAAGACAUGACUUAUGAGGAGAGCAGCUCCAAACUGACCUCAUAUUUGAUCAUCGCGCUUGUGUCCGUGUCCACCUUCUUUCUGACUUUCAUUAUCCUGAUCCUGGCUGUGAGGUUUUGCCGCAGGAGGAAGCCCAGACUGUUGUUUGAUGGAGCAGUGGCCAUUCCCAGCGCGUACCUCCCUCCCAACUAUGCAGAGGUUGAGGGAGCUGGAACUCUCCGCAGUUCUUACAAUUAUGACGCAUAUCUGACAACAGGAUCCCACACCAGUGACUUCAAGUUCAUCAGAUCCUACACUGACAACACACUUCCUGCUGGUGGUUCUCUGAAACUGAGCCAAAAUGACCCUUUUGGGCCAAGUGAGAUAAUGCUUAAUGAUAACGGAGAUAGAGAUGAGGUAAGCAGGGCUCUGUUUAUCCCCUAUUAUAGUUAA